AUGGCCCAAAACCAGAAUCCCGGUAACUUCUUAAACCGCCCACAAGGCGAGGUCGAAGAUAUCGCCCGCAAGGGUGGCCAGCACAGCCACGCCGGUGGCUUCGCCAGCAUGGACACCGGCAAGCAGCGCGAUAUUGCGUCCCAGGGUGGCCAGGCCUCCAGUGGGAGCUUCCAGCCUGGCGAGCAGCGUGCGAAAGAAGCUGGAAGGAAGGGUGGUAAGGCGACGGGGUAUGGAUACCCUGAGGAAUAA
Messenger RNA from Aspergillus puulaauensis, 249 nucleotides. RefSeq names its product general stress protein. The transcript has 2 exons. The record is from RefSeq and is a predicted model, not a curated record. Lineage: Eukaryota; Fungi; Ascomycota; Eurotiomycetes; Eurotiales; Aspergillaceae. Bases 1 to 249 code for a protein of 82 amino acids.